Cicer arietinum (chickpea) is the source of this 905-nucleotide messenger RNA. RefSeq lists its product as uncharacterized. The record is from RefSeq and is a predicted model, not a curated record. Lineage: Eukaryota; Viridiplantae; Streptophyta; Magnoliopsida; Fabales; Fabaceae.
CACCUUCUGGAUUGCCCCUCUGCUUUUGAUCUUGAUCACUAUCAUGGAGGUCCGAUCUAACCCCACCGCCGACAACUCCUCAGACCAAGCGCCGGCGACUCGCCACCGUCGAACACCCGCCGUCUCGUCGAAGAAGCCGCUUGCGUCUCCUCUUCCUGUUGACACAACCUCAGUUUCUCAGAGACUACAGAAGGAAUUAAUGGCUCUCAUGAUGAGUGGAGGGGAUCUUGGAGUAUCCGCAUUUCCGGCCGGUGAGAGUAUUUUUACAUGGAUUGGCACAAUUGAAGGUGGAAAAGGAACUCUGUAUGAGGGUUUGUCUUAUAAGCUCUCCUUACGUUUUCCCAUGGACUAUCCUUUUAAGCCACCCCAAGUGAAGUUUGAGACUAUGUGCUUUCAUCCAAAUGUUGACCAGUUUGGCAACAUAUGUCUCGACAUCCUUCAGGACAAGUGGUCUUCAGCUUAUGACUGCAGAACUAUUCUUCUAUCUAUUCAAAGUCUAUUAGAAGAGCCUAACCUGGAGAGUCCUCUAAAUAGUUAUGCUGCUGCAAUUUGGAAUGAUAAGGAAGAUUACAAGAGAAUGGUUCACAAACAGUAUUUAGCUGGAGAAGCACCAGAAAGUUGAUUUGAUACAAUUUCAAAGCGAGGCCAAUUAGUUUCCGUACUAUAUAUAGUUGUAAACAUUUGUCGAAAGAAAAUCUCUGCAGCCUAUAAAUCUGCCCAUUUUUUGUAUCAUGCUUUGGUAUUGUAAUAUGAAACUACAUAAGUCCUCCGAAAGUCUCCUGAUGACUGUGUAUAAAAGUUGUAAAAUAUUUGGUUGUGCAAGUACAGAAUGAAUCAAUGGCCAUGAUUGUAUAUCAGUAUAUUCAUUUUACGUAAUAAUACAUGUUUUGGAGCUGAUACUUGGA